GAAUCGGGGAUGCGGCUUCACUGUGAAAUCACCCACAUGGGUUUCAGACUGGCAGAAUUCUCCAUGUAAACUGCAUCCGUUAUGGAGAGGAAUCCUAGCUGGGAUUGUCGAGAGACUCAAUUCGAGGUCAGUAGUACACCCAAACAGACCCUAUGGAGACACAAAUUCCCUGGGAUUACAGUCGUUCCUGGAACCUCAUUUCCACGACGGAAGGAUGCUGCAACUUCAUCAGAGAUGUUCAUAAAUUUAGCACCAGCGCCGGGGAACUAGUAAUUGUCCGCCCGGACCCCGCUCUGGAGAUCUGCUGUCGG
Molecule: messenger RNA, 311 nt
Organism: Mycena citricolor
Lineage: Eukaryota; Fungi; Basidiomycota; Agaricomycetes; Agaricales; Mycenaceae
Source: the annotation of a GenBank genome assembly